GAAGUCAUUCUUCUUCGUGGGAGGAGAAGAUGUUGCUUAGUGCCACGUUGAUGGAGACCAGUGGGGACGUGGAAAUCUGUCUCGAAUCCGCAGCCGGUACCCGGUGUUGUAACCUCCUCUUCAGUUUCCACAGCCGUGAGUCCCUGAGCAGAACCGAAAGGGGAACUUGUACGGGCGGACACCGUUAGUGUUUGUCACUUACAUAUAUAUUUUUUAUGUGUGCGUUCAUGUGAGAAGCAGAGAAGAGAAGGAUGAAACUUAAAGAGAUCAACCGCACAGCCAUCCAGAGCUGGAGUCCUGCACAGCACCACCCCAUCUACCUGGCAACAGGAACAUCAGCUCAGCAGCUGGAUGCCUCCUUCAGCACCAAUGCCUCCUUGGAAUUUUUUGAGCUGGAUUUGGCUGAGCCAUCUCUGGAUAUGAAAUCAUGUGGUAGCUUUUCCACCACUCACAGAUACCACAAACUGGUGUGGGGUCCAUAUGGUAUGGACUCCCAGAGUCAUCCCUCUGGUGUUCUCAUCGCGGGGGGGGAGAACGGCAAUGUCAUUCUGUACGACCCUGCAAAGAUAAUGGGUGGAGAGAGCGAUGUCAUCAUUGCUGAGAGUGACAGGCACACAGGGCCAGUGAGAGCUCUGGAUGUCAACCCUUUCCAGACAAACCUUGUUGCAUCAGGUGGAAAUGAGUCUGAAAUCUAUAUAUGGGACAUGAAUAACUUUGGAUCGCCAAUGACACCAGGACCUAAAACACAGCCUCUGGAGGACAUCAGCUGCGUGGCUUGGAACAGACGUCAGCACAUCCUGGCCUCAGCCAGCCCGGGCGGUCGGGCUUCAGUGUGGGACCUCCGCAAGAAUGACCUCAUUAUCAAAGUUAGCGACCACAGCAACAGAAUGCAUUGUUCUGGCCUGGCUUGGAACCCAGAAGUGGCCACUCAGCUGGUCUUGGCCUCGGAGGACGACCGGAUGCCCGUCAUCCAGAUGUGGGACUUGCGAUUUGCUACCUCUCCACUCAAGAUUCUAGAGCAUCACUCACGGGGUAUCCUGGCCAUUGCCUGGAGCUUAGCAGAUCCUGAGCUGCUUCUGAGCUGCGGGAAGGACAGCAGGAUUGUGUGCUGGAAUCCAAAUACAGCCGAGGUGCUGUACGAGUUGCCCACCAGCAGUCAGUGGUGCUUUGACAUCCAGUGGUGCCCCAAAAACCCCGCUGUGCUGUCAGCUGCAGGCUUUGACGGGCACAUCGACAUCUACUCCAUCAUGGGAGGGAGCAGCCAGGCACAGAGCCUGAGGCAAGCUGACCAGAUCUGCAACUCUUUUGGGAACAUGGAUCCUUUCGGGACAGGACAAAUCUUGCCUCCGCUGCAGCUGCCCCAGACUGCAGCCCCUCCAGCUACAGGCAACCCCCUGAAGAAACCCCAAGUGGAUUCGCAGACCUGUGGAGCCUCAUUUGCAUUUGGUGGGAAGCUGAUAUCUUUGGAGAAUACAAAGCCAAACCCCAGCAGCCGCCGCAACAGCCCCUUCACACGUUGUGCACGUCACCAGGUUGUUACAGAAAGCUUUUUGAAGCGCUCUGACCAGCUGCAGGCCACUCUGAGCUCAGGCAACUUCGUGAUUUCUGCCAGGAAAAGAUCGAUUGCUGCUGGAAAUGAGUUUGAAAAAACUGUUUGGUCUUUCCUUAAGGUAUGAGAUUGAGAAAGUAUCAAAUAACCAAUAUUCAACAAAAAAUGUGACAUCCGCAGCAAGUACCUGGAACUUCUGGGGUACAACAAAGACGAGCUAGCUUUAAAGGUAUCAAAUUAUGCAGCUGACUGUGAAUCCGUCCACUCCUCUUCUGUACAGGUGGAUGUGCCUUCUUCAGCCACACUGCAGCCAUUAGCAUUCAUGCCCCCUGCGGACACUCCAGAGGCAGCGUUUGACAUGAUCGCCGCUGCAAACCUUCAGCCGGCAGACACACUCGAACUCAAUUCCUCUCCUGAACCCGAGGCUGAGGAUCCACCAGCGGCAGAUCCAGAAGAUGCUCUUAGCAGUGAGCCAUACCCCAAUUUGGAUCAGGUUCUCCCAGAGGAGGAGGAGGCGGAUGAGAACGAGAAGGUAGAGGAGGAGGACAUCCCCUUAGAUCAGGAGAUGACAGCAUCAGUGGAGGAGGAUCCGAGUCCUGCUGAGACACUAGCACCUAUUGAGGUCCCAGCUCCAGCUCCAACGCCAGCAGGAGGGGUCAACCUCAGCAUCAAUCAAGAUGUGGACGGGCUGAUCACGCAAGCUCUGCUGACUGGAGACUUCGAGGGAGCUGUGGAGCUUUGUCUCCAUGACAACCGAUUGGCAGACAGCAUCAUAUUGGCCAUUGCCGGAGGGCCCGAACUCUUAGAAAAAACCCAGAAGAAGUAUUUUACAAAAUCACACAGCAAGAUAACCAAGCUGAUCAGUGCAGUGGUAAUGAAAGACUGGCACGACAUCCUAAAGACAUGCGACCUUCAGAACUGGAAGGAGGCUCUGGCUGCUGUCAUGACCUACGCUCAGCCUGAGGAGUUCUCUUCCCUCUGUGACCUUCUCGGGGACAGACUGGAGGCAGCAGAGGAUGCUAACCUGCAGUCUCAAGCCUGUCUCUGUUACAUCUGCGCUGGCAAUGUGGAGAAACUCGUCUCUUGCUGGACCAGAGUGCAGGAUGGACACUGUCCUCUCUCUCUACAGGACCUGGUGGAGAAAGUGGUGGUGUUGCGGCAUGCAGUAGAGCAGACCCAGUGCUGUGGUCCCACUGCUAUCGGCAUCCUGCUAGCUGAAAAGAUGAGCCAGUAUGCCGACCUGCUGGCCUCCCAGGGCAGCCUGGCCACUGCCAUCGCCUACCUGCCUGAUAACAGCAACCAAGUUGCCAUACAGCAGCUUCGUGACCGUCUCGGUCGGGCUCUGGGGCAGCAGGUGUCUGCUCCUGCAGCUCCGGUGCAAACCCAGAGAUUUCCAUCUCAGCCGCCUGCUCCUCAGGCUCAGCACGGCUCAGCCCUGCCUCGACAUCCGUACACCCACCCGGUCCAGCCCACCAUGGUGCCUCAGCCCACACCAGCAGCACCGGUGCCUAUGCCUACCCCGGCCUCUGCCCCAGCACAGCCACAGUAUUACCAGCCAGUGAGGGCUGCCUCCACUGUCACCUCCUGGAGUAACCAAACUCCCACAGCCCUCCCCAAUGUCCCUCCUCCUCUUCAAGUAGGCAGCACCUCAGACCAGAAGGUGGAGCCUUCAAAUCCCAUGUAUGGGAUGCCAGCCUCCGGUACGGCUGCAGCUCCUCCGGCCUCCUCCACUCCUGCAUACAUGACCUCUCAUCAGUACCAGCCUUACCCCCAGGUCAACCAGUACCCACCUGGAGCUGGGGGGGUGCCUCUCUUUCAGCCUCUUCAGUACUCCUCUGCUCCUCCUCAUCCACCCCCUUCCGCAGAGCCGUCCUCCCCUCCUCACCCCCCUGGCUUUCUCUCUGAGUACACACAGCCCAUCCAGUCUCAGCCAACAUCUCCACCCUAUCCCGGACAGCCUCCACUUAGCCAGUGCCUGUCCUCAUCUCCUCCCUCCCAGCCUCUUUUCUUUCCCAGCUCUUCUUCCUUUACUGCUCCUCCGUCCUCCGGAGUGUCUUUCCAGCAUGGCGGGCCAGGAUCUCCUGUGUCGUACAUGCCUCUUCCACCGAGCGGAGUCUCAGGGCCUCAGAACGGCUGGAAUGACCCUCCGGCUCUGACCCGAGCAUCAAAAAAGAAGAUUCCAGAGAACUACACCCCCCCUACCCCCAUCACCGCUCCCAUCAUGACCCCACUGGGCACUGACCCUCAGGCACUGCCGAUGUCCUCUGGGGCCCCUCAGACCGGGAUGCAGGGGCCACAUGGUGCACAGGCUCCCUACUCAGGCAUGCAGCAGCAGCAGUUCUCUCCUCCAGCCAUGAACCCUGCAAUGCCCAAGACCAGCAUGGAGGGUGCUCCAGGAGCACCCACUGGAGACGUGAUACAGCCUCUGCAGUCCAUCCCUGCUGAGAAGAUCCUGAAGAAACCCAUACCUGAUGAGCACCUGGUCCUAAAGACCACGUUCGAGGGGCUGAUCCAGAAAUGCUUGGCUGUAGCUACUGACCCUCAAACUAAGAGGAAGCUCGAUGAUGCAAACAAACGGUUGGAAGCACUCUAUGACAAGCUCAGAGAGCAGACACUCUCUCCCGCCAUUGUAGGAGGACUGCACAACAUAGCCAGGAGCAUAGAGUCCCGAUCCUACACAGAGGGCCUCAACAUCCACACCCACAUAGUGAGCAGCAGCAACUUCAGCGAGACUUCGGCGUUCAUGCCCGUACUCAAGGUGGUGCUGACGCAAGCCAACAAACUCGGGGUCUGAUGAGGCUGAAAAUCCCAGCCGCUCCUCUGAGUGCCGGAGCACAGAGGCCGGAGGAGAGAGGGAGACCGGUCAGGGGUCGAGCUGAGCAUUAAAAAAUAGUUUCACAGGGAGCUCCUUCAAUGCAAACGAUGAAGAAUUUUGUAUGAAAAUACUGUUAAAUUCUUCUCUGUGCCAUUCAUGUUUCUCAAACAGAAGCCAUGCUGUCAGUCGCACUCAGUGGUGAAAGUAAAUUGUGAGCCGGUUAAAGGGCUGUUUAAAAAAAAAAAGCUUCCACCUGAACCUGUCGACCGGCUGACGAACCACACUAAGCAUUUGUUUUUAAAUUAAUCUGGUUAGUACACAACAGUUCAGUUAACAAUGGAAAUAAAUAUGAAAGCUAUAAAUCAGGAUUUGUUUUAAAAACAGGUAAAGCAAACGAAGCUUAAUGAAUUUUAAGGGCAUUUCUCUCUGCUGAUGAUCACGAUAAUUAGUCACUUUAAAGAAUAAAGAUAAUGUCAGUAAAUUGUGUAUUAAUAGCAGACUCUUGAUGCAUGCUGUUCGCUCAAAAUUCAUGCAGUCGUGAAAGAAAUGUCAGCUUGUUCAUCUUUAUAUUCUUUAACCCUUUGUGCACUACACCAAUGCUGCGUUACCUUAUAAUCCAUAAACACGUCAAAUUUGUUUCUGCAAAGGAACACUUGAGUUGUACAUAUAAAUGCAUCAUUGCUUGCAUGCAUUUUGCAGUUGACCUGCAAAUAAGACUGAAGGUAAAGACUCAGCUGGAGAUACAACAUGAAUUGAUUAAAAACAUGGCAUCAUAUUGGCAAGUUAGAGUUAAAGCAAUACUUUGUAUCACAUGCAUUUAGAGGAAGAUCAGUGUAUGGAGUGUCAGUUAUUUUAUUUUUUUUAAUGCCUCUAUUAUGAUUUUUGUUUAAAAUUUAAACCCCUCGUUCUGCUUUCACUGACUUACUUUCACCACUAGUGUUACUACACACAACACAUUGGACCAAGAUAUAGUCAGCGUGUGGGAUAUUUCAAUGCAGAGCAGUGCAGUCCCACGCUUUGAGGACGUUGAUGUUUUAAUUUCUUUUACGUCUUUUUUUCAGUGUAAUAAUAAAGCUCAGCAGAGUGCAAUGGACUUGUCAAAAAGGCUGUGCUUAUGGAAUUUUUAAGUAUGCAUGCUUAAACAAAUGCUAGCAGUCAUAUUUCCUGGAAGUAAUUAUCUGCUAAUUAAUCAGACCUCAAAUGAAACUGGAAGUAGACUUGUACUUGAUUUUCAUUCCAACUUCGAUGAGGGCUGAAGUCUGAGUUGUCAACCUCACUUUAUGUUGUUGAUCAAAGGAAAACAAGUCUUUGUUUUUGAUUGACUACAUGCAGUAUUUUCAAUAAAUAGUAUUUAUUUA
Molecule: messenger RNA, 5722 nt
Organism: Archocentrus centrarchus (flier cichlid)
Lineage: Eukaryota; Metazoa; Chordata; Actinopteri; Cichliformes; Cichlidae
Gene: sec31a
Product: SEC31 homolog A, COPII coat complex component
Biological process (GO): endoplasmic reticulum to Golgi vesicle-mediated transport; COPII-coated vesicle cargo loading; endoplasmic reticulum organization
Cellular component (GO): endoplasmic reticulum exit site; COPII vesicle coat
Molecular function (GO): protein binding; structural molecule activity
Source: RefSeq, a predicted model, not a curated record